AUGGCUGUAGUGUCCCAGGGCCCAUGCGCACUUCUCUUGGGCUUACUACUGUGUGUGCUCAACCCUUCUAUAUCCCAUGCGGAGAAACUGUUGAUAAUCCCAGUAGAUGGCAGUCACUGGCUGAGCAUGGUCGGGGUCAUCCAGCAGCUGCAGAAGAGAGGACAUGAAAUGGUGGUCAUAACACCUGAAGCAUCAAUUCAUAUAAAAGAAGCAUCAUUUUAUUCCUUGAAGAAGUAUCCUGUACCAUUCCAAAAGGAGGACCUAGAAACCUCUUUUGCCGAACUUGGGUUUUAUGCUUUUGAGAACGUGCCUUUCCUGCAGGGCGUGGCCAAAAUGUAUGAGAAAGUCCAAAAGGACUCUGCCGUGCUUCUGUCUGGCUGCUCCCAUCUACUACACAACAAGGAGUUCAUGGCCUCCCUGGUGGAGAGCGACUUCGAUGCUGUGCUGACAGACCCUUUCCUGCCUUGUGGUUCCAUCGUGGCCCAGUACCUAGAUCUGCCAGCUGUGAACUUCUUGAAUGCACUGCCUUGCGGCCUGGACUUAAAAGCUACCCAGUGCCCCAGCCCACUGUCCUAUGUGCCCAGGGCUCUGUCUUCAAACUCAGAUCACAUGACCUUUCUGCAGCGAGUGAAGAACAUGCUCAUUGCCUUGUUGGAGAACUUUCUGUGCAGUAUGGUUUAUUCCCCUUACGCAGCACUCGCUUCACAAGUCCUUCAGAGAGACCUGACUCUGCAGGACCUUCUGAGCUCAGCCUCAGUCUGGCUGAUGAGAAAGGACUUUGUGAAGGAUUACCCCAUGCCCAUCAUGCCCAAUAUGGUUUUUGUUGGUGGGAUCAACUGCCUUCACACAAAGCCAAUCUCCCAGGAAUUUGAAGCCUAUGUCAACGCCUCUGGAGAACAUGGAAUUGUGGUUUUCUCUUUGGGAUCAAUGGUCUCAGAGAUUCCUGAGAAGAAGGCUAUGGAAAUUGCUGAUGCCUUGGGCAGAAUACCCCAGACGGUCCUGUGGCGCUACACCGGAACUCCUCCAUCCAAUCUCGCGAAGAACACGAAACUUGUCAAGUGGUUACCGCAGAAUGACCUGCUUGGUCACCCGAAGACGCGCGCCUUCAUCACGCAUGCUGGCUCCCACGGCGUUUACGAAGGCAUAUGCAACGGGGUACCGAUGGUGAUGAUGCCCUUGUUCGGUGAUCAGAUGGACAAUGCCAAGCGCAUGGAGACGCGGGGAGCUGGCGUGACCCUGAAUGUCCUUGAGAUGACUUCUGAUGAUUUGGCAAAUGCCCUAAAAGCCGUCAUCAAUGACAAAAGCUACAAGGAGAACAUCAUGCGCCUCUCCAGGCUCCACAAGGACCGCCCCAUUGAGCCGCUGGACCUGGCUGUGUUCUGGGUGGAGUUCGUGAUGAGGCACAAGGGGGCCCCGCACCUGCGCCCCGCCGCGCACGACCUCACCUGGUACCAGUACCACUCCCUGGAUGUCAUUGGCUUCCUCCUGGCCAUCGUGCUGGGAGUGGCAUUUAUCGCCUUUAAAUGUUGUGCCUACGGCUGCCGGAAAUGCUUUGGGAAAAAGGGGAGCGUGAAGAAAGGCCACAAAUCCAAGGCACAUUGA
Messenger RNA from Marmota flaviventris (yellow-bellied marmot), 1602 nucleotides. RefSeq names its product UDP-glucuronosyltransferase 1A1. Gene Ontology annotation, molecular function: UDP-glycosyltransferase activity. The record is from RefSeq and is a predicted model, not a curated record. Lineage: Eukaryota; Metazoa; Chordata; Mammalia; Rodentia; Sciuridae.